Molecule: messenger RNA, 588 nt
Organism: Adineta steineri
Lineage: Eukaryota; Metazoa; Rotifera; Eurotatoria; Adinetida; Adinetidae
Source: the annotation of a GenBank genome assembly
AUGAAGAUAAAUAUAUGUGAAAAUUUGGCACGUCGUUCAGUUGAAAACCAUCUUUUAACAUAUCGUCAUAAUAGACGUGAAGAUGAAAUGCUUGAAGAGAAAUUUUCACUUUAUCAACGACAUAUUCGUCUUGUUGAUCAUCAUAUACAUAUGGCUGAACGUCGUUUUGAACAACAUGCAAAAAAUGAUCUUGGUUUAGUUAUAUCAUAUAAACGUAAACCAUUAGAACCACCAAAAAAUCGUCCAUUCUACUAUGCAUCAACAAAUAGAAAUUGGACAACUAAAGAAUAUUCUGUUAAAUCAUUACAUAAUGUUCUUGAACAUAAAAAUUUAUAUGAAUACGCAUUUGAACGUCGUUCUCAAAAAUAUUAUGAAGAAUUAAAAGAAAAAAAUUAUGAACAAAAAUUACGAAAAGAACUUUUUAUGAAAAGAACAAAAUCAUUUCUACGCGAUGAUUUAGAAAGAAGUAAUGAUUGGCCUACAAUAGAUCAUGCUCGAUGUAAUUUACGAUCAAAUCAUCAUUCAGAAAAGACUCAUUUACCAAAAAUACGUUUUACUACUGAAGUAUAUAAAAAUAAAGUUUUUUAA